Molecule: messenger RNA, 2385 nt
Organism: Necator americanus (New World hookworm)
Lineage: Eukaryota; Metazoa; Nematoda; Chromadorea; Rhabditida; Ancylostomatidae
Exons: 21
Coding region: 1-2385 (794 amino acids)
Biological process (GO): cytoplasmic microtubule organization; mitotic cell cycle; microtubule nucleation
Cellular component (GO): equatorial microtubule organizing center; spindle pole; centrosome
Molecular function (GO): microtubule minus-end binding; gamma-tubulin binding
Source: RefSeq, a predicted model, not a curated record
AUGGUGACCAUUCAAACACAUAAGCAAGUCGCCGCCGUGGACGCGCUUGUGAGUGCUUUUGAAAGUCGACAUCUAGGUGAGCCAGAGUCACUGCUUGGAUGUGCAGGGAACGUAUUCCGCAGUUGCGACGCAACUGUUCUUACUAGCAAGGAUGUAGAUAGAUUCAAUGUGAAGAUGAAAGCGAAAGAUCCGCGUUUCGCAAGCGUUUUCACACGAACAGUCGAUGCUCUACGUACGUCAUCUUCGAUUCAUAAUGUGGACGCUCUAGUUGAACUGCUUAUCAAAUGUAGAAUGAUGCAUGUGUUCUACACUAGCUCUGGUCGGGAACGAGCUGAAGCAAGAGAAUGUGUUCAGAAAUCCCCAUAUUUUAGUCGACGUUCAGCCAGCCGAGGAAAGCUUAAGGCUACAGAUACCGCUAAAACGGUUAGUAACAACUACCACGUGCACUCCUCCGUGAAUUCGCAGCAGGCUACUCCUCUUCAUAAUAGCACUACUUCAUUCACUCCAAUUUCCGCGAAGAACCUUCUAUUCGGGUCGUCUCAGUCUGAGUUUUCUGCUUAUGGCUCUUCUUCAUAUCCUAGCAAUGAAUCUCUACGAGUGCUUCGCAUAGAACGGUCUAAAUCGAACCGAACUUCUCUCGACAUGCGGAUGGGAAUGACAUCAAGUGUUUCUGCAAGGUCGUUAUGCCUGGAACUAUGUGGAGCACUGGUUGGUUUGGAGGGAUCGUACUUUCGCAUCGAUGCCAAUGGUUACAUGCGCAUAAUUGAGUCCUGCUCUCUGUCGCAGUCGCAAAAAUCCGUGGUUGAAAGUGUGCUAAAUUUAGCUCAUUUGUACGUUGAUAUUGUACGUUUUCACGCGCAAUGCUCUGAUGACCCUUUCUUGCAGGCAUUCUUGUUAUCAUCACAAGAUAUCAUUGAAGAGUAUAUUCACGGCAUAAGAGAAAUACCAACCAGCUGUCGUCCACUACAUCUAGUCCGUGUUGCUUCUACUGUAGAGCUCUGGAGAGAUCGCCUGAUUGAAUUGCAUCGUCUGCAUAGUCUUCGCCAUGAAUUUGGAAGUAUUUUAUUGGAACUAAUGUCCACCUUGUACAGUUCUGUAUCGGAAAAUUUUGUUGUUGACCGAAUGAUGGACAGCUGUUGUGGAGUACUUUGUCGUUUGAUAUCUCGAUUGAUGAGCGGUGCUGAAACAGGACAAGAUGAAAAAGAAACUUUUGCUCAACGCUCAAUUAAGGGAUGCCACUUUUCCUUAAUACCAUCAUUUCUUCCUGCAUGGAUUGCAAACUAUAUAAUCAAGAUCGAGAAGUCGUGGAAUACAAUGGACUUUAGGAAAAACAUUGAAAAUCUUGAUAAAGCCAGGAACAUAGUUGCCACACAGUUAGACUCGAGGGCUUUUUAUGUAAUACAUGAUCGUUACAAACUGGAGCGUGUUGUAAAGGAGGUGUGCAGACUCGUUUGCGGUAGCGUAGUCCGCUGCUUUAUAGUAGAACAUCACAUAAUUGAUCACUUCGAUGCAGCGCGUUCUUUCCUUCUUCUUCACGAUCCUAUUUUCUCUAUUGUGCUUUACCAGAAGUUUUGUGAGUGCACAUAUGGCAUGCGUAGUAAGUUGUCGCAACGAGAUGCUAACAAUGCACUUAUCGCAGCAGCAGCGUUGUCUCCUGCUAUUCGUCGUUUUCCGUUCCGCGUUAAGCUGGAUACACUUUCAUCGGCUACCGAUUCGCCCAACACCUCUUCUCGUCUGCAAUUUGUACAACCGCUUCGUCCAUUUUAUCAUCCAGAUGAACCAGUUCUGCAAAUUUUUAAGGAGACCGACAGAAGAUAUGAAUCUUUGUUUCAAUUUCUAUGGCCUGUGGAAAUGUGCUUACUUAUGAUAUCGGAGAAUGCCUGUUCCAUAGGGCAAUUGUCAGCACGAAAGCAAAAAGGAUUAAAUAAUGGCACCUCUUUUCUACGUCUUAUCUCGAGCUUAUUGGCCUGCAUUGAACGGACUUUGCUCCGAUUGCGUAUGUACACUGUUGAAAUGACGAAUCAUUGGUUCAAAAGGCUGCGAUGUGAUGUAGAUGAGGCAAUAGAUUUAGACGCUAUUGUAGACGCUCACAGCAGAUAUUUGGACGGUUUGAGCGCAUCAUUGUUCUUGACAAAUGAUACUGAGGAAAUAUAUGGGCUCAUCACUUCGAUACUUCAAAUAUCACAUGAUCUAUCACUAAAAUGCAGUGAGUUUCUCACGAAGGUGGAAUCAAAGGAACCUACCGUGUGGAAUGAUUUGACUGAUCUCGCGGUUAUUCGAGCCAAACUACAGGCAAUAAUCCCUGGUCUUAUCAUACGUGUGCAAGAUCUCAGGAAGUGUCAGAACAACUCUGCGUUUGCCAUUCUACUUGGAAUUGUGGAUUAA